Molecule: messenger RNA, 5172 nt
Organism: Venustampulla echinocandica
Lineage: Eukaryota; Fungi; Ascomycota; Leotiomycetes; Helotiales; Pleuroascaceae
Product: DNA-directed RNA polymerase subunit
Exons: 2
Coding region: 1-5172 (1723 amino acids)
Biological process (GO): DNA-templated transcription
Cellular component (GO): RNA polymerase I complex
Molecular function (GO): DNA binding; DNA-directed RNA polymerase activity
Source: RefSeq, a predicted model, not a curated record
AUGAAUAUAUCUCAGCCAGUUCCAUCAGCCAUUGGCAGCGUGGACUUUGGCUUUCUCACACCCGACGAGAUCAAGGUGCUUUCUGUCAAGCGCAUUGAGAAUCCUGUUACAUUUGAUACUCUUUUACAUCCAAUUCCGGGAGGUCUAUAUGACCCAGCUCUCGGCUCAUGGGGAGAUAACAUCUGCACAACAUGUAACCUAAAAUCCCCAAUAUGUCCCGGCCAUGUGGGCCAUAUCGACCUACCGACUCCAGUCUACCAUCCUACAUUCAUGACCCAACUUCUCAGGCUAUUACGAGCCACAUGCCCCUACUGCCACCGUUUCAGAUUAUCUCGGAGGGAGGUCAAUCGCUACCAUUGCAAGCUUCGAUUGAUACAACAUGGUCUUCUUGGGGCGGCAGAAGAAAUCGAGAAUAUCGAUGUCUCUAACAACCAAGGCUCUGGAGAAAGCAGCAGUGAAUCAGAUGAUGAAUCGUCGGCCGAAAAGAUUAUACGCCUUAGAAAUGCCUUUGUGAAGAAAUCCAUAAGAGCAGCGAAGGGAUCAGCUUGGGACUGGCACCUGGAGAAGAAUGAAGCUGUAGCGGAAGCACGACGAACUGCCAUCAAAGAUUUCCUGAAGUCUAUAUCAGUUGGAAGAAUAUGCGGGAACUGUAAAGGCCUUUCACCGACUUAUCGAAAAGACCGCUUUGUUAAAAUCUUUCGGAAAACCUUGACCCCCAAGGAGAAGGCAAAGAUGUCGCAGGGGAACUUCCGUGUUGUAAGCGCUGUUGAAGUUCUGCAGGGUCAAAAGAAGGGGAGGUUCGAUGGCGAUAUUGAUGAGGGCAUCGCCGAUAUCGAUUUGUCUUCGAACGAGGACGAGGACGAGGAGGGCCAAGGGGAGAGUCUCGAUGUUGACGGGGAUGUAGUUAUGGAAGGGUCCAGAACGAAGAUAAAAGCGACGCCGGCGGCCGCGCAAGAAUAUAUGAAUCCUAUGGAAGUCAAGGCACAGUUGACACUACUUUUUGAGAAGGAGCAGGAAAUAUUAUCCCUGGUCUACGACUCGCGUUCGGCAGCCAAGAAGGCGACGAAAGUGACGGCCGAUAUGUUUUUCUUACAGACCUUACUGGUUCCACCCAAUAAAUACCGUCCAGAAGCAAGAACCGGAGAUGGCGAAAUAACGGAAGCAGCACAAAAUACCCUCUACAAGGGCAUUCUCAAAGGCUGUGAAACUAUCGCUCAUAUCCAUCGGGACAUGAUGGAUGUAGAGACGGCAGAUAAUCCGUCGUUGCGCAAAAGGGACUGGUUCGACCUUCAAGAAGCUUGGUGCCAACUUCAGGACUACGUCAACUCCCUCAUAGAUAAGGAUCGCAAUCCUAUUCAAGGCGCCGCAGGCAAACAGAACGAGGAUGGAAUCAAGCAGAAGUUAGAGAAGAAGGAAGGGUUGUUUAGAAAAAAUAUGAUGGGCAAGCGUGUCAAUUUCGCUGCACGCAGUGUCAUCUCUCCCGAUCCUAAUAUCGAAACGAACGAGAUUGGAGUCCCGCCUGCAUUUGCGACAAAGCUGACCUACCCCGAACCCGUCACAAGCCAUAACUUCAAGGACAUGCAGCAAGCGGUCAUGAACGGUUUUGAUAAGUGGCCUGGGGCUGCAGCCGUCGAGAACGAGAAUGGACAAGUUAUCAACUUACGCACAAAAACCCCGGAUGAGCGACUUGCCCUGGCAAACCAACUGCUUGCCCCCUCUGCCAGCAAUAUUAGUGGGGCUCGCAAUAAGAAAGUGCAUCGACAUCUUACAAAUGGUGAUGUGGUGUUGAUGAACCGGCAACCAACUCUCCACAAGCCUUCCAUCAUGGGCCACCGAGCGAGAGUCCUGCCAAACGAGAAAACUAUUCGCAUGCACUAUGCAAACUGCAACACCUACAAUGCGGAUUUCGAUGGAGACGAGAUGAACAUGCAUUUCCCCCAGAAUGAAAUCGCGCGAGCCGAAGCAUUGCAGAUCGCAGAUACUGACCACCAAUACCUGGUAGCAACAUCGGGAAAACCGCUGCGAGGUCUCAUCCAAGAUCAUAUCUCCGUCUCAGUAUGGAUGUGUAAUCGAGAUACUUUCUUCGAUCGUGCCACUUAUCAACAGUUAAUCUACAAUUGCCUGCGACCUGAAAGUGGUCAUAUAGUUGGGGAUCGCAUAGAAACCGUCACCCCUGCGAUUAUCAAACCAGUGCCAUUAUGGACGGGAAAGCAGGUCAUUACCACGAUCUUGAAGAAUAUCAAGCCACUGGACUGUGCACCUCUAGUCCUUACUAGUAAAUCAUCAGUCCCAGCGGAUCGGUGGGGGCCUUCCUCGGAAGAAGGGAUAGUCCAUUUCAAAGGUGGAGAAUUUGUCACCGGUAUCCUCGAUAAGUCCCAAAUCGGACCGAGCGGUGGUGGAUUCAUCCACGCCAUACACGAGGUGUACGGUCCUACUGUAGCUGGUAAGACGUUGAGCAUCCUAGGCCGUCUCCUCACGAAGUUCUUGCAUAUUAGGGCUUUCACUUGUGGAAUGGAUGAUCUACGCCUUACUCCUGCCGGCGAGCGACUCCGAAAAGAGAAGUUGAAGGGGGCUGCGCUGCUCGGCCUUGAGGUUGCCUCAAAGUAUGUCAGCUUGCAAGAUCAAAAACCAGGUGAAACGGAUCCGGAGUUGAUGGAUCGAUUGGAGGAUGUGGUGAGGGAUGACAGCAAACAAGCUGGUCUUGAUAGGUUGAUGAACAGUCGCUCGGGGACCUUAUCGUCGGAUAUCACAAGGGCAUGCCUCCCCCUUGGGCUGGUCAAGCAAUUCCCGAAGAAUCAAAUGCAGAACAUGACUGUUUCCGGUGCCAAAGGCAGCGGUGUCAAUGCGAAUCUCAUUUCGUGCAAUCUGGGACAGCAGGUCUUGGAAGGACGUCGUGUUCCUGUUAUGAUCAGUGGGAAAUCACUACCAUGCUUCAGGCCUUUUGAGACAAAUAUUAGGGCUGGAGGCUAUAUUGUCAACCGUUUCUUGUCAGGGAUCCGCCCCCAGGAGUACUAUUUCCAUGCCAUGGCGGGAAGAGAAGGGUUGAUUGAUACUGCAGUUAAGACUUCAAGAUCCGGUUACUUGCAGAGAUGUCUUAUUAAGGGCAUGGAAGGACUAAAAGUUGAAUAUGAUACCUCUGUCCGAGAUUCGGAUGGCUCGAUGGUGCAAUUUAUUUACGGAGAGGAUGGUCUGGACGUGACGAAGCAAAUGCACCUAACGAAUUUCAAGUUCCUCUUGGAAAAUCUCAUAUCCGAGCUCGCUCAACUCAAUUACGGCGACCCGAAUUACGAUAAAAUAUUCGAUGAGAAAGACAGCAUACUGAAGCAGAUGAAGAAGGCUCUCAAACAUACCAAGGCCAAUGAUCCCAAUGGCCCAGACCCUGUCCUUGCUUCUUUUAAUCCUGGAAAGUAUGGGUACGCCACGUCGGAGAAGUUUUUUGAUGCCUUAACGGACUAUUUGAAAAAGAACCCCGACGGAAUGGUCAAGGACAAAGAACAUCCUAAUGGGGUUGGGGUUCGCAAAGCAUUAGAACCCGUGCUAGUUGCGAAGUAUCUCAAAUCUAUAGUUGAUCCUGGUGAAGCCGUUGGAAUUGUGGCUGGACAAUCUAUUGGAGAGCCUUCGACACAAAUGACACUCAACACCUUCCAUUUAGCUGGUCAUUCGACUAAAAACGUCACCCUCGGUAUCCCGCGUCUGCGAGAGAUCGUUAUGACAGCAAGCACCAAUAUCUCCACACCAUCAAUGACAUUGUGUGUUAACCCGGAAUUAUCCAAAGAGGAUGGCGAGAAAUUUGCAAAGGCUAUCAGUGUUCUGUCUCUUGCUGAAGUCGUAGAUGAAGUGCAGGUCAAGGAGCGAGUUGGUAAAGGGAUUGCCUACUCCGCGGCCAAAAUCAUCGACGUCCGCGUUAAACUUUUCCCAUCACAAGAAUACAUGGAUACGUACGCCAUUAGCGUUGCUGACGUCCUUUUUACGCUGGAAAAAAGAUUUGCGCCUAGGCUGCAAGUACUCACCCGUAAAGCGCUUGGCUGGAAGAAGGAUGGCAAGUCAUCUAAGUCGAGUGGCGCAGUACUGGAAAUUGGCAAGGCAGUGCGUAAACUCCCUGAAGGGCCCGAACAACCUAGAGGGGGUUCUGAGACGCCGGAGCCUGAGUCAGGGCGGCCCGCUGAAGAGGACGACGACGGUGAGGACGUCGAUGAUGAGGAUGAUGUAGACGAUGAGGAUGCCACCAAUGACAAGCUGAGGGCGAAUCGUGGGCAGGCGAUUAGCUAUGCAGCAAACGAUGAAGAUGAUGACAAAGUGCAAACCGAGAUGCGGAAGGAGGCCGAGCUAGACGAUAUGGACGAUAUGGACGAUAUGGAAGAUGAGGGGAUCGGUGGUAGCCCCCGCGAGCCCGGCAGCGACGACGAAGAAGAUAUAACCAAGGGCGGGACUCAAAACCGGCCUACCACGACCGCUGCUGCGGAUCGUGAAGCGCAAGUAAUGAAGAAAUGCGAGGAUGUGGUCGGCUUCCGCUUUGAUGAGGCCGGGGGAGAGUGGUGCGAAAUCUCACUCGAAUACCCGGCAGAUGUUCCCAAAAUCCUCAUGCUCACCAUUGUCGAAGAGGCUCUGCAUAAGAGUAUUGUACAACAGAUUCAGGGUCUUGGAGCAUGCACUUAUGUUCCAAGUGAGGAGGUUAAGGAUAUGGCGACGGGCAAGAUGGUCAAAGUGCCGGUCGUGCAUACCGCCGGUGUCAAUCUGAAGGCGAUGCAAGCGUAUCCCCACAUUAUCAACCCAAACACGAUUUCCACAAAUGACAUCGCCGCCAUGCUCACGAAUUACGGCGUGGAAGCCUGUCGCGCGGCCAUCAUUCAGGAGCUGUCUGGUGUUUUCGGUGGUCACGGAAUCAGUGUCGAUAAUCGUCACUUGAAUUUGAUUGCUGAUUUUAUGACCAGAGGUGGAGGCUUCAGUCCCUUCAACCGAAAUGGCUUAAGAGGAAGCGUCAGUCCAUUUAUGAAAAUGAGCUUCGAGACGACGGUCGGCUUUUUGGCAGAUGCUGUUACUGAUGGCGAUUGGGAUGAUCUUUCUUCUCCAAGUUCAAGGAUUGUGAUUGGGAGGACGAGUAAGGUUGGUACGGGGGCGUUUGAUGUUCUGACCCAAGUGCCGACGAGCAAGGGUGACGAAGUGCAAGCUUAA